This is a messenger RNA of Bemisia tabaci, 552 nucleotides long. The record is from RefSeq and is a predicted model, not a curated record. NCBI's taxonomy places the organism in Eukaryota, Metazoa, Arthropoda, Insecta, Hemiptera, Aleyrodidae.
CAGCUGGGAGUAAAUUCAUCGAACAGUUGUUUCCAGCAAACAUUUAUACUAACAUUCCUCUAUUUCGCGUUGGUUCUUGUUCCUGUGAUACUUAGAAGUGCACACGUAAAGUAUACUGAUCUCACUAUGCACAUCUCCUGCAUCUUCGCGGUUGCUAUCAGUGUCCUUCUAACAAUAAACUUUCCGGGAGCGGAUGGUGGCGAACCUUUUAAGGCGAAGAUCUUUGGGAAGUUUAAUUUUAAAUCCAAGCUGGAAUAUUUGGAAGGAGACUCCUGCAAGGAUUUGGCACCAGCGAAUCGAGAAAAAGCAUCCGCAAUUGAGCCGUAUGACACUUGCGUGAUAAUGUGGUCAGAGCCUGGAUGUACAGGUUUAUCUAAGCAGGUGAGGAAGGACACUGCAAACCGGGAAAAUUUAAAACUACUAAAUUUCGAUAAUAUACUAUCCUCCGUUGGACCUUGCCCAAAGCUGUGCUGUUGAAAAUACUGUUAAGACUUCCCAUGUGGCAAAAUUUCUAGAUUGAUACCCAGUAAUAAAUAAGCUUUUUAUCGUCAA